Molecule: messenger RNA, 265 nt
Organism: Laccaria bicolor S238N-H82
Lineage: Eukaryota; Fungi; Basidiomycota; Agaricomycetes; Agaricales; Hydnangiaceae
Exons: 4
Coding region: 49-204 (51 amino acids)
Biological process (GO): protein import into mitochondrial matrix; protein insertion into mitochondrial outer membrane
Cellular component (GO): mitochondrial outer membrane translocase complex; mitochondrial outer membrane
Source: RefSeq, a predicted model, not a curated record
CCACCCACCACCACCGUCACCCGACGAAAGCACAAAAAAGACAACAGCAUGCCCUCAGAAGAUACAAAGGAACGUAUUGCAAAAGUUGUCGAAAUAGGCCGUACCGUCCUCCACUACGGAUGGAUACCUCUCAUCAUCUACGUUGGCUUCACGCGGAGUAACCCACAGCCUUCUCUGAUAAAGUUAAUCAGUCCCCUUGCAUAACGAGUCCUGGCCCACCUGUAUUUAUAAAUUAUCUCCUCGUAAUUCAAAAAGACUUUCAUCA